Messenger RNA from Sphaerulina musiva SO2202, 627 nucleotides. RefSeq lists its product as uncharacterized. NCBI's taxonomy places the organism in Eukaryota, Fungi, Ascomycota, Dothideomycetes, Mycosphaerellales, Mycosphaerellaceae. The transcript is spliced from 2 exons. Bases 1 to 627 code for a protein of 208 amino acids. The record is from RefSeq and is a predicted model, not a curated record.
AUGGCCACCACAUCGCCAGAGACUGCCAACGUGACAACUCCUCCCGCCGCCUCUCCGCAAGAACAAGGCAGAGCAGCCUUCUUCUACGGAACGCUCAUGGCCCCAGCCGUCCUCCACCGUGUCUGUCACGGCCCCCUUCCCUGGAAUCCCUCCAAUCCUCACUACUCCACCCACAACUUCAAGACAUACCCAGCAAUACUCCCCAACCACAUUCGAAAACGCGUCGUAUUCGCAGACUACCCCGGCGUCAUUCCCUCCGACGGCGAAAGUGUGCGCGGAGUCUACGUGACGGGACUCACCGCAUCGGACAUUAGUCGCCUCGAUACAUUCGAGGGGGACGAGUACACUCGACAGAAAGUGUCUAUCCGCCUGCUCCAGGAAGAAGGGGAUGAGAAGAAGAACAGUAGUGGAGAGGGAGGAAACUCAAAACUAAGUGCCGAAACAGGAGAAAAAGAAGAAAAAGAAGAACACCUCCUCCCCUGCGAAACCUACAUCUGGACAUCCCACCCCUCCCGCCUCGAAAAUCGGGAAUGGGAUUUUGCAGAAUUCGUGCGCGAGAAACAGCACAAAUGGGUAGGAUCUGCAGGAGAUGCCGAAUACGCAGGUGAGGAUACUCUUCAACCCUAA